Rangifer tarandus platyrhynchus (Svalbard reindeer) is the source of this 300-nucleotide messenger RNA. The record is from the annotation of a GenBank genome assembly. NCBI's taxonomy places the organism in Eukaryota, Metazoa, Chordata, Mammalia, Artiodactyla, Cervidae.
AUGGCAGAGAGGGCAAGUGACAAAGAACCCUCCCCCCCACCCCCACUGGUCUGUAGUGUGGUUCUUGGCAGCCUCUGGAAGAAGCCUCCAAGGCUCAGCACACAAGCAAGCUGCAGGGAGCUUUAUCCUCUCUUUCUCUCCUCCCAUUCCUUUCCAUUCUUUUAUCUUCGCACCCUUCCCUUCCCCAGUUCCCGUCCCUGCCAGGUUGAUGUGAGCUUGAGCUCCCUCUACUGGCUAGACUUCAGUGCCACAGGGAGCCAUGCCAAAGGUACCCUCACUUGUUUCCAGCUUUCCUCUUGA